This is a messenger RNA of Anguilla anguilla (European eel), 3196 nucleotides long. It is a transcript of the gene rpia, whose product is annotated as ribose 5-phosphate isomerase A (ribose 5-phosphate epimerase). Bases 72 to 923 code for a protein of 283 amino acids. Gene Ontology annotation, cellular component: intracellular membrane-bounded organelle. The record is from RefSeq and is a predicted model, not a curated record. Gene Ontology annotation, biological process: pentose-phosphate shunt, non-oxidative branch; D-ribose metabolic process. Lineage: Eukaryota; Metazoa; Chordata; Actinopteri; Anguilliformes; Anguillidae. The transcript has 9 exons. Gene Ontology annotation, molecular function: ribose-5-phosphate isomerase activity.
GAGUUCAUGAUUAAAGACAGAGAGGCUUCAGUGAGUAACGGAGGCAGGUUUAACGACGUAGCGGCAGGGUUAUGAGGCAGCAGGCGAGAAUCUGCAGGGCUCUUUUAGCGGGAUAUUUAGCAGUCACAUUAGCCGGAAGGCAGCUCUCGUUUGGGUGCGAAAUACUCGGCGAAAAGCACGUGUGUUUGAGCAGAGCUUACGGGACCUGUGUCACGAUGGCCGAAGAGGCAAAGAAGCGCGCAGGCAUCGCAGCGGUGGACAACCACGUUCAGAACAACCAAGUAGUCGGAGUGGGUAGCGGUUCAACCAUUGUUUACGCUGUGGACAGACUGGCGGAGAGGGUUCGACAGGAGAAGCUCAACAUCGUGUGCGUCCCCACAUCUUUCCAGGCUCGUCAGCUCAUCCUCCAGCGCGGGCUCACCCUGUCAGACCUCGACCGACACCCAGAGUUGGAUGUGGCCAUUGACGGGGCAGAUGAAGUGGACUCUGCGCUCACCCUGAUCAAGGGAGGGGGGGGCUGCCUGACUCAGGAGAAGAUUGUGGCUGGCUGUGCCAAACAUUUCAUCGUCAUCGCUGACUUCAGGAAGGACUCCAGUACCUUGGGCCAGCAGUGGAAGAAGGGCGUGCCCAUCGAGGUCAUCCCCAUGGCGUACGUGCCCGUUACCAGGGCGAUCCUGCGGCGAUUCGGCGGGGAGGUGGCCCUGCGCAUGGCCGUCAGCAAAGCGGGCCCUGUGGUGACCGACAACAGCAACUUCAUCCUGGACUGGAAGUUUGAGAAGGCGCACAACUGGAAGGAGGUCAACACGGCGAUAAAGAUGAUUCCCGGUGUGGUGGAGACGGGUCUGUUUGUAGAUAUGGCGGAGCGGGUGUACUUUGGGAUGGAGGACGGGACCGUCCGAAUCAGAGACCCCCCAAUACACUGAGGGGCCCCGGCCUUUCUGACCCAGCCCCGCCCCCCGGCCCCACCCUCUUAUAACCAGCAUUCCACCCAAAGUGCCACAGACCACGCCCUACCCCCUCCUCUAUAUGGACAAAUGAGAAGCCCACCCCACAAACCCCACCCCCAGCCCUGAGGUCUACCUGGAGGGGGAGGCCAGAACAGUUUUAACCGUCAUUAUUACCCAUAAGCCAUCUCACCAGGCCCUCUGCAUCGACCAGUCACCUGAGGCCCUUGUAUGAAAUCAGCAUGCGGUAGCAAGUUUGUGUGAGGAGUACUGUGGCAUGCAGCAACCUCUGUUCUCCCCUCCGUAUCCGGAGUCUUAACGUGUGCGGAGAGCAUCCACGCAAAUCCUAAACCCGCUCGUCCUUAUUGACUCAGCUGAGCAGGAGUUACUCAUUAAUCUUGCGUCUUUUAGCUUUAUCCAAACGAGUUCAUAUCGUCGGCACGAGUCCAAAGUUUGAAUGUUUGGAAACGUCGCGCUUUUCUCUUUACGUUUGCCUUGUCAUUCCACGUUUCACCUUGAGCGGCCUGUCCUUUUUGAUUGCCUGUGUGUGUGUGUGUGUGUGUGUGUGUGUGUGUGUGUGUGUGUGUGUGUGUGUGUGUGUGUGUUUAUGCGCUGUAGAUAAGUGCCAGUCCACUCUGUGUGUGUGUGCCUUUUCUCUGUGUAUCCCCCAUUUUAAAACUACUCACGCCUCCUAACUGCUGCUGGACCCGAACGUCACUGAUGAGGACAGCGAGCCUACAGAGACCUUUAUACUGUGUGUUUCAGGGACCCUGUGAUUAUUUCUGUGAUUGUCCUGUCGUAACGAAGUGUUUCUUUAUGUGUACGCUGCUGUUGCUUCUAAUCUGUGCGUUUUUUCUGUGCGCUUAAAGUUUGUUCCUCGUGGUGAUUCGGUUACAUCCUGCUCCUUAAUAGGGCGCAGGUUCAAUCGCCUACUCAAGGUGGAAAUGUCCGUUUGUUGUAAGUUCUUGUGGUUGCUUUGUCUUCACCAGAAGUCGCACUACGGAAUUACUGUAUUUUAUCCCCCCCCCCAGUGUCAGUUUGUUUCGGUACUGUCUUCAAGAUACCCUGUUCAGUCUGUACACCGGUGGAGGGGCUCAUGUUGGUCACAUGUACAUUUAAUAUGGUACUGAGGAUCUUACUGGUGCAGCAGGAAAUGGAUGAUAAGUCCCUUCUCAGGACGAAUGAAUCGUGAACGCAUGUCCUGUUUGUUUUUGGUGUUGAGGUGGUGGUCAAUGGUAUAGUUCUCCUGUUGGAAGACGAAUCUGGAGUUAAUGUUUAGCUGUAGCCUUAUGUAACAAAAUCCUUUCUCAAGAGCGUGCGAUCAAGGCUUUCGGUGUUCGAUUGGCACUGUCUGAAACGUGGUGGUCUUGGUAGGUACGCGUGUUUGGAGCAUACCACACAGGACAUACGAGAAAUAUGUCUUGGGCAACAUGCAUUUUUCUGAAUUUAAAUAUUUAGACAAAGUUGUGCAAAUGUAUCAAAGUGAUUGUUCUGAGUGUAUACCUUAAAUGUUGUACUUGUUGUUUUCGUGAAAAAAGUGAAAAAUAAUUGUUGCGCGUUGUAAUUAUAUGUACAGGUGCCUUUUCUUUGGCAGUAUGCAGUUGAUCAGAUCAGGUGUUACUCAGUUUCUGAUUGGCUGAGAGCUGGGUGCUACUGGCCUAUCAGGACCGUGAGGCUGUCUCUGGCCUUGUCGUCACUGUAAGUCAGGGGUGUCCAAUCUGUGGGUGCAGGUUCUUGUUACAGCCCAGCGCCAAGUCACCUGAUCCGACGAAUGAACUAAUCACGGUCUAAUCAGGCCCUUGAUAAGAAGACUCAGGUGUGAUAGUGGGGGGGCUAAAACAGGAACCUGCACCCACACCGGCCCUUUUCGGAUAAGAUGGGACGCCCCUGCUGUAAGUGCUUUGGGUGUGGCCUUUGGCUCACCGUGAUGUGCAGUCCGCUGAUGAAGUUUCCACCGAGGACCGAAGAAUGGCUGUUUGUGUGGAAAACGGUCUUCUGCUCUGUGUGACGCGCUUUGCCUGUGACAUCACUUCCCCCCCCUUAUUCAACAGCUAGACUUUGGCCUGCGUUCAGUAAACAUUUCACUUCAAAUUCGUAGUCAAGAUUAAAUGCAAAUUUUUUAUUUAUUUUUUUUCCCCCUUCAAACACUGUGUAGUGAGUUUAACGACCAGCGAAAUUGCCUCACUAAACUUUAUGUGAAGGGGGGAAAAAAAAAAAAACCCAUUUAAAUACAAGUCGGUGUUUGCAAAAUG